CCAAAUAACAAAAUAAUUACAUCUUCUUCCUUUUAUGGUCACUUUUCUCUUUGCUUUUUUUAAACAAAUGAAAGCCGCUUCAUUGCAGAAGCAAAGCCAGUAACUACUACAAAUAUAUUGAAUUUUCCAAUAAAGAGACAAUUAAAAAUUCAGUCAUCUAGACCUUCCCUCCUUUUGUUUUUUUUCUUUUUAAAUCCAAGUUAGUGAAACUUGGAUUGUUUUUUUUCUUUUGGGGGAGUAUCCGUACAACUCUGAAAGUACUUUUUUUUCCUCUUGUUUGAUUGGUGUUGCGGUGGUGAUGGGGAAAGUGGCAGUAGGGGCGGCGGUGGUGUGCGCGGCGGCUGUGUGUGCAGCAGCGGCGCUGGUGGUGCGUCACAGGAUGAAGAGUUCGGGGAAGUGGGCCCGGGCGCUGUCUAUACUGAAGGAGUUUGAGGAAAAGUGUGGGACCCCAAGUUCGAAUCUUAAACAGGUGGCUGAUGCCAUGACCGUUGAGAUGCACGCCGGGCUCGCGUCAGAGGGUGGCAGCAAGCUCAAGAUGAUCAUCAGCUAUGUACAUAAUCUCCCCACUGGUGAUGAGAAAGGGCUGUUUUAUGCCCUUGACCUUGGUGGCACAAAUUUCCGUGUUCUGCGUGUGCACUUAGGUGGUAAAGAAAGCCGUGUUGUUAAGCAGGAAUUUGAGGAAGUUUCUAUUCCUGCGCAUUUGAUGACUGGAUCUUCAGAUGAAUUAUUUGAUUACAUUGCUUCAGCUCUUGCAAAAUUUGUUGCUACGGAAAGUGACAGUCAACAUGUUUCACCUGGUAGACAAAGGGAGCUGGGGUUCACUUUCUCAUUUCCUGUUAGGCAAACAUCAAUAUCAUCAGGGACUCUUAUAAAAUGGACAAAGGGCUUUUCAGUAGAAGAUACAGUUGGACAAGAUGUUGUUGGAGAAUUGACCAAAGCAAUCGAAAGGGCUGGCCUUGACAUGCGUGUGGCAGUUUUGGUCAAUGAUACAGUCGGCACAUUGGCUGGUGGUAGAUACAACAACCCAGAUGUUGCUGCUGCCGUGAUAUUAGGUACUGGCACAAACGCAGCUUAUGUAGAGCACGCCCAUGCAAUCCCCAAAUGGCACGGUCUUCUACCUAAAUCGGGGGAGAUGGUUAUCAACAUGGAAUGGGGUAACUUUCGGUCUUCAAACCUUCCACUAACAGAAUAUGACCAAGCACUUGAUGCUGGGAGUCUAAACCCUGGAGAACAGAUUUUCGAGAAAAUGAUAUCUGGUAUGUAUUUGGGAGAGAUUGUACGUAGAGUUUUGUGCAAGAUGGCUGAAGAAGCUGCCAUUUUUGGUGAUACUGUCCCACCAAAGUUGAAAAUUCCUUUCAUACUUAGAACCCCUAACACAUCUGCAAUGCAUCAUGACACAUCUCCAGAUCUGAAAGUGGUCGCCACCAAACUUAAGGAUAUAUUAGAGAUAUCAAAUACCUCUUUGAAAUUGAGGAAGCUUAUUGUUGAGGUGUGUGACAUUGUUGCUACUCGUGGUGCUCGCCUAUCUGCUGCUGGAAUCGUGGGUAUCCUCAAGAAAUUAGGAAGAGACACAGUGAAAGAUGGUGAAAAGCAGAAGUCAGUGGUAGCUUUAGACGGCGGGUUGUAUGAGCACUACACUAAAUUCAGAACCUGCAUGGAGAACACCCUCUGGGAAUUGCUAGGAGAAGAAGCCUCCGAGAACAUUGCUGUUGAGCACUCCAUGGAUGGGUCUGGCAUUGGGGCAGCCCUCCUGGCAGCCUCUCACUCCCAAUACAUUGAAGUUGAGGAACCCUGAAGAUGGUUGAAGUGUAGGUAGGUUAAAGAAUCACAGCUAUUCGGAAUUUCACUUUCCUCUUUCUUCUUUCAGUUUUUUCAGCUUUUGCAUUCGUAGUCCACACUCAUCCCAAGUUAUGGUCUCUUUGAUGCCAGCAAAUGUGUAAGUUAUGGUGAUCCGGGGUGUCUAAUCAAGCAACGAUCAAAUGUCAUGAGUGGCUGAUAGUAAACCAAGGAACUUUGGUCAUCGAUCCCUAAACUGGUUCUGAAAAGAAAUGUAAUGUAUGGUUAGAGAGGUCCAAGGAGUGAAAUCGCUGCGUAAUAAUAAUUUUAUCAACAUUUUGAGGUUUGGGUCAUUAGAUGUUUCAUGGUCGGCUACGUAUCUUUUGGAAAACUUGAGCCAAUGACGAUACUAAAACUGCCAACGACACUACUUUUCUCAGUACAGAUCCCACCCCUGCCAACUCCUUACCGAAAGAUUGCUUUUGUGAGAUGUUGUUAGGGUCUUACAAGGUAAAAAAUCCUUUAGUUUCAAGCGAUGGUCCGCUUCCUGUUAUUAGACAGAUAAACCUUUUUGAAUCGAGUGCCUGUAUACAUGCACUUGUGUCUCACAACAAUGGCAGGCAUUAAAACUGAAAACCGAAUGUGCGCGCUACCCAUUUCUAAACAUUGUAACAUUGAAGAGAUAGCAUUGCCCUCUUAUUGCAGAA
Messenger RNA from Gossypium raimondii (Peruvian cotton), 2483 nucleotides. Its product is annotated as hexokinase-1. Bases 299 to 1795 code for a protein of 498 amino acids. The transcript has 9 exons. Gene Ontology annotation, biological process: intracellular glucose homeostasis; glucose 6-phosphate metabolic process; glycolytic process. Gene Ontology annotation, cellular component: mitochondrion; cytosol. The record is from RefSeq and is a predicted model, not a curated record. NCBI's taxonomy places the organism in Eukaryota, Viridiplantae, Streptophyta, Magnoliopsida, Malvales, Malvaceae. Gene Ontology annotation, molecular function: D-glucose binding; mannokinase activity; glucokinase activity.